Molecule: messenger RNA, 525 nt
Organism: Stomoxys calcitrans (stable fly)
Lineage: Eukaryota; Metazoa; Arthropoda; Insecta; Diptera; Muscidae
Product: B1 protein
Exons: 2
Coding region: 65-481 (138 amino acids)
Molecular function (GO): odorant binding
Source: RefSeq, a predicted model, not a curated record
CAAACUAAAUAAACUUGUACAGUUUAUUUCCAGCUUUAAGCGCAAACAGGGCACUGAUCUUAAAAUGAAUAGAUUAUUGGUAGUAUUCCUUAUUCUUUUCCUAAGCAAGACAUUUGCUGAGCGUCCGGAUUGGUAUCCAGAAAAUGCUGCCGAAAUUGAAGCCGACUGUAAAAAGGAAAAUGGCAUAACCCCUGAAAUUUGGUCACAAAUGCUUUCAUUGGAUUUAGAGGAUACACCAGCUGUAAGAUCCGUUUUGCUUUGCCUUGUCAAAAGGAAAACUGUUUACAGACCUGAAAAUGGUUUCGAGGCAGAAAGAUUACAAGUGGGACUGCAGCAAGUAGCAAAAAGGAAAUGUGAUCUGAACCAUAUUAAGGACUGCGGUGAAAAGUUCUGUGAUUUGGAACCAGAAGAUUUCAAGAUUUUCAGUAUUUUCAAGUGUACUCUCGAUGAUAGGCAUGAGAAGUGCGAAAAAGUUGAAUAAAAGUUCAAACAUUUGUUUGUUUGUUAUUUUUUUUAAUUUAUAAA